This is a messenger RNA of Dendrobium catenatum, 2117 nucleotides long. Its product is annotated as leucine-rich repeat extensin-like protein 4. Bases 146 to 1645 code for a protein of 499 amino acids. Gene Ontology annotation, molecular function: protein binding. Lineage: Eukaryota; Viridiplantae; Streptophyta; Magnoliopsida; Asparagales; Orchidaceae. The transcript has 3 exons. The record is from RefSeq and is a predicted model, not a curated record.
GAUCUUAGCUGUGGUUUAGCUGUUCGUGAUAUUCCCUUCGAUUUCUAUCUCUAUCGCUUCCUCUCCCUUCCCCCUCUCAGGAAAAAACGAAAACCCUAGCCGUUUUUCUCUCUCCUCAUUCCUCUCCCUGUAGCUGAAGGAUGAGAUGAAGAGUGGUACACAACUGCUUCUCAUUCAUCUCCUAAUCCUCGCCGUCGCCACCGCAGUUGCAGGUGCGAGGGCGGGAUUCGCUAGCCGGGGGUUGAGUGACGCGGAGGCGGGGUAUAUCCGGCAUCGGCAGCUUCUUUACUACCGCGAUGAGUUUGGUGACAGGGGAGAGAAGGUUGACGUUGACCCAUCGCUUUUCUUUCCCAACUCGCACCUCCGAAACGCCUACAUUGCACUUCAGGCUUGGAAGCAGGCGAUCAUUUCAGAUCCUUUGAAUCUGACCGGGACAUGGGUGGGAUCUAAUGUCUGCAAAUAUAAGGGCGUAUUCUGCGCGCCGCUGCCGUCCAAUCACAGCCUCAUCGUUGUCGCGAGUAUCGAUCUCAACCACGCCGACAUCGCCGGGUACCUGCCAGAGGAGCUCGGGCUUCUCACUGACCUCGCCGUAUUCCACAUCAACUCCAACCGGUUCUGCGGUACGAUUCCACACCGCUUUGAUCGCCUCCGCCUUCUCUUCGAGCUCGAUCUCAGUAACAACCGUUUCGCCGGGAAGUUCCCUGACGUUGUGCUACGUCUCCCUUCUCUUAAAUAUCUUGACCUCCGGUUCAAUGAGUUUGAAGGCACGGUACCGUCUGAGCUUUUUGAUAAGGAUCUCGACGCCAUUUUCAUCAACAGCAACCGAUUCCGUUUCGAUAUCCCUAACAACAUCGGGAAUUCUCCGGUCUCGGUCAUCGUCCUCGCUAACAAUCGCUUCGGCGGGUGCUUGCCGGCGAGCAUUGGUAACAUGUCGAAAACCCUGAACGAAAUUAUACUUAUGAACAAUGGGCUUAGAUCUUGCUUCCCUAAGGAGAUUGGACUACUUAAGAAGCUCACCGUGCUCGAUGUGAGCUUCAACCAACUAAUCGGCCCGCUGCCGAACGAGAUCGGCGGUAUGCGGAGCUUGGAACAGCUCGAUGUAGCGCACAAUUUACUCUCUGGUCAGAUCCCUGCAUCGAUUUGCAAUCUCCCGCGUCUUGAGAACUUUACAUUCUCUUAUAAUUUUUUCACCGGAGAGCCACCGGCCUGUAUUGGGUUACCAUCGUUUGACGAUAGGCGAAACUGUUUAGCUGGCCGACCGGCGCAGAGAACGCCUGCGCAAUGCUCUGCGUUCGGGCGUCUUCCCGUCCGCUGCAGUUCGUUCAACUGUGCACCGUUUGUUCCAUUCCUUCCCCCGCCACCGCCUCCAUCCCCGCCGCCACCUUCACCGACCGUCUCACCACCACCUUCCCCCCCGCCACAUUCACCUCCACCUCCGCCACAUUCACCUCCACCACCUAAUUCACCACCUCCACCACCUAGUUAUCCUCCUCCGCCAGUUUUUCACUAUCCUUCGCCGCCUCCCCCACCCAUUCCUUGUGAAACUCCUCCCCCACCUUCACCACCAGUAUACGAAGGUCCAUUGCCACCCGUAAUCGGAAUCUCAUAUGCAUCCCCUCCACCUCCUACUAUCCCAUACUACUGAUUCUUUGAGAAUCACCCUCAACUUUUCCCUUCACUCCAUCCAAAAGCAAAGGCAUUUGUUCUUUAAUUUGUUUUAAGCUCUUAUCAUCCAUGUCUAUUAUUGUUGUGGUGAUGGAGAACUGUAAAGCAAAAACAAAAACAUUCAAUACUGUUCUUUUGUGAUGGCGAUACUAAAUGGAACUAAAAUCUGCUGCAAAUUGAGAAGAGGAAGGCUGGCAUUGAGGGUCGAAAAUUCUCUCCUUAUUUGUUUUUUCUCAUAUUAUGGGUGUUGCUUGAGUUGUGAAUAAGCUGCUGAAAGAGGGAGGAGAUUAUUUAGAUGCCGAAACAUGAAUGUAUAGCGUAUAUGAGAUUUCCGGUGGAUCAUUUGUGGUACUAUCCCUCUUCUUCUAUACUUUGAUUUAUUUCAUUUCAUAAAUGAUUAUGUUUACUUAAAACUCUCUCUUCUUCCUCAUUAAUUUCUUCAACUGAUUCAU